AUGGCGAGCUCAGAAAAACAGCCAGUCCGUGCUAACAAAGCUGGGUGCAGUGGUAAAGAUGAUACUCCGACCAAUCCAAGGGGCAUUCCGUACGCUCCCUUCGUCGACAAGGUCGAGGACUACGUUUCAACUCGGGACGAUGUCGAACCGACGCUUCGAAAGUUUCAAGAAAUGAUCUCGAAGUAUCAGUUCAUGGAGCUGAACCUGCAGCGUCGUAUGACGGGGCUGAGGGAGAAGAUUCCUGAUAUCCAAAAGACAUUGGACACAGUGCAGUUUCUGAAGCUGCGGAAGGAGGAGACCGAUCCCAUCGAGACCACCUUUGAGCUUAACGAUACUUUAUACGCCAGAGCAAACAUCCCUCCUACUGAGGAAGUGUACAUUUGGCUAGGGGCCAAUGUCAUGUUGUCUUACCCAGUCGAUGAAGCAGAGACGUUAUUAACCUCCAAAUUGUCAGCGGCUAAAACAAGUCUGUCAAACUGCGAGGAAGACUUGGACUUCCUCCGCGAGCAGAUUACCACCAUGGAGGUUGCGACUGCAAGGGUUUACAACUGGGAGGUGGUGCAAAAGAGGAAAGAAAAGGUAGAGGAAGAAGCAGAGAAGAAGAAGCUGAAGGACAGCGAUGCGUAA
Messenger RNA from Trichoderma virens Gv29-8, 627 nucleotides. RefSeq lists its product as uncharacterized. The transcript is spliced from 6 exons. Lineage: Eukaryota; Fungi; Ascomycota; Sordariomycetes; Hypocreales; Hypocreaceae. The record is from RefSeq and is a predicted model, not a curated record. Gene Ontology annotation, biological process: microtubule-based process; tubulin complex assembly; protein folding. The coding region runs from base 1 to 627 and encodes 208 amino acids. Gene Ontology annotation, cellular component: cytoplasm; prefoldin complex. Gene Ontology annotation, molecular function: tubulin binding.